AUGGCAAACAAUUUAACCACUGUGGUUCAAAAUAUAAAACACAACAAUGAAGUCGGAAGCAGUGACAAACCUCCGAUGUUGUUAAAUGUACUUGACUAUCCAGAAUGGAAAGGUCGUUUUGAGAGCUCGACUUUAACAAUUACCAGCUACCUUGCUUUAACCGACGAACAAAGAAAGUAUUAUGAAUGUGAAGAAAAAGCCAUGUCUUUGAUCACAAUGUCUUUGCCACAAUCAAUCCUUCACACGUUUAGUAGGAAAACCUCAUCAAAGGAGAUGUGGGAUAGUCUAAGUGAAAGGUAUGAAGGGAAUGAAUUGUUUAAGAAAAGAAGGCUUGAUCGAAUCAAGACACAGUUUGAGGUGUUUAAGGCCAUGAAAAAUGAAUCUUUAGAUGAUUUGGUCAACAGAUUUUAUCAUCUAUUAAGUGAAUUGGAUCGUAGCCAACCAGGAUUGUAUACUGACUUUGAGAAGGUGGAAAAGUUUCUCAAUUGCUUACCGAAGCAAUGGAACAUGUUUACUACUUUAAUCAAAGAAAGUCCACAAUAUGAAGAAUUUACUCUUGAGCAGGCUAUUCAGAAAAUAAAAGGCUAUGCAUGGACCUUAGAAGAUCAAGAUUCUGAUUUCGAGAAGCUUUAA
Molecule: messenger RNA, 633 nt
Organism: Helianthus annuus (common sunflower)
Lineage: Eukaryota; Viridiplantae; Streptophyta; Magnoliopsida; Asterales; Asteraceae
Exons: 2
Coding region: 1-633 (210 amino acids)
Source: RefSeq, a predicted model, not a curated record